Messenger RNA from Gadus chalcogrammus (walleye pollock), 2580 nucleotides. Its product is annotated as cullin-3-like. Gene Ontology annotation, biological process: ubiquitin-dependent protein catabolic process; protein ubiquitination. The transcript has 16 exons. Gene Ontology annotation, cellular component: Cul3-RING ubiquitin ligase complex. The coding region runs from base 239 to 2542 and encodes 767 amino acids. NCBI's taxonomy places the organism in Eukaryota, Metazoa, Chordata, Actinopteri, Gadiformes, Gadidae. The record is from RefSeq and is a predicted model, not a curated record. Gene Ontology annotation, molecular function: ubiquitin protein ligase binding.
UCCUCUCGCGCGAGUUGGUCGUUGCGCAGUGGAAGAUCGCUGUCCGCCAUCACUGCGACUAGCUAACGUUAGCUCCCAGAUUGGACAGCGAGCGAGUGUCAACAACAGAGCAGAAAAUACAGCCAGACCGUGUUCCUAAACGGGACGUCUAGGACAUCCACACCACUUUCCAUCACCUGGAAAAUAAUAUCACUUGCCUUUCAUGUUAACUUAGAAACGAGAGUCGUGCUAACCAAUUAUGUCCAGUCUCAAAGGCGGCACUAAGAGGGAUACCAAGAUGAGGAUACGAGCUUUUCCUAUGACAAUGGAUGAAAAGUACGUAAACAACAUCUGGGACCUUCUCAAGAAUGCCAUCCAGGAGAUUCAGAGGAAGAACAACAGUGGGCUGAGCUUUGAGGAGCUGUACAGGAAUGCCUACACCAUGGUGCUCCACAAGCACGGGGAGAAGCUCUACACAGGCUUGCGAGAGGUCGUCACGGAACACCUCAUCAAUAAAGUACGAGAAGAUGUCCUGAACUCCCUCAACAAUAACUUUCUGCAAACACUGAACCAAGCGUGGAACGACCAUCAGACCGCCAUGGUCAUGAUCAGAGACAUCCUUAUGUAUAUGGACCGGGUAUACGUCCAGCAGAACAACGUAGAGAACGUGUACAACCUGGGCCUCAUCAUCUUCAGAGACCAGGUGGUGCGCUACGGCUGCAUCCGAGACCACCUCCGACAGACCCUUCUGGACAUGAUCGCGCGCGAGAGGAAAGGGGAGGUGGUGGACAGAGGAGCGAUCCGGAAUGCCUGUCAGAUGCUGAUGAUCCUGGGCCUGGAAGGAAGGUCGGUCUACGAGGAGGACUUUGAGGGUCCCUUCUUGGAUAUGUCCGCUGAAUUCUUCCAAAUGGAGAGCCAGAAGUUCCUGGCGGAGAACAGUGCCAGUGUGUACAUCAAGAAGGUGGAGGCGCGCAUCAACGAGGAGAUUGAGCGCGUCAUGCACUGCCUGGACAAGACGACAGAGGAGCCCAUCGUAAAGGUGGUGGAGCGGGAGCUCAUCUCCAAACACAUGAAGACCAUCGUGGAGAUGGAGAACUCCGGCCUGGUUCAUAUGCUGAAGAACGGCAAGACCGAAGACCUGGGUUGCAUGUACAAACUAUUUAGCCGCGUUCCUAACGGCCUGAAGACCAUGUGCGAGUGUAUGAGUUCCUACCUCCGAGAGCAGGGCAAGGCUCUGGUGUCCGAGGAGGGAGAGGGAAAGAACCCAGUGGACUACAUUCAGGGCCUCUUGGACUUAAAGACACGAUUUGACCGCUUCCUUCUGGAGUCUUUCAACAACGACAGACUCUUCAAGCAGACCAUCGCGGGAGACUUUGAGUAUUUCCUCAACCUAAACUCCCGCUCGCCUGAGUACCUGUCGCUCUUCAUUGACGAUAAGCUGAAGAAGGGAGUCAAAGGGCUUACGGAGCAGGAGGUGGAGUCCAUCCUGGACAAGGCCAUGGUGCUGUUCAGGUUCAUGCAGGAGAAGGACGUGUUCGAGAGGUACUACAAGCAGCACCUGGCCCGCCGGCUGCUCACCAACAAGAGCGUCUCGGACGACUCGGAGAAGAACAUGAUCUCAAAGCUCAAGACGGAAUGUGGCUGUCAGUUCACCUCCAAACUGGAAGGGAUGUUCAGAGACAUGAGCAUCUCAAACACCACUAUGGAUGAGUUCAGGCAACACUUGCAGUCCACCGGGGUGUCUCUCGGUGGUGUCGACCUCACAGUCAGAGUCCUCACUACAGGCUACUGGCCCACGCAGUCAGCCACACCCAAGUGCACUAUCCCUCCCUCCCCCAGACACGCCUUCGAGGUCUUCAGAAGGUUUUACCUGGCCAAGCACAGCGGUCGGCAGCUCACACUCCAGCACCACAUGGGUUCAGCGGACCUCAACGCCACCUUCUAUGGAGCUAUCAAGAAGCAGGAGGAUGGGUCUGAAGUAGGCGUGGGCGGGGCCCAGGUGACGGGCUCCAACACACGCAAGCACAUACUUCAGGUGUCCACCUUCCAGAUGACCAUCCUAAUGCUGUUCAACAACAGAGACAAGUCCACCUUUGAGGAGAUCCAGCAGGAGACGGACAUCCCUGAGAGGGAGUUGGUGCGGGCUCUGCAGUCGCUGGCCUGCGGGAAGCCCACCCAGAGGGUGCUCACCAAGGAGCCAAAGUCCAAGGAGAUCGAGAACGGCCACAUGUUUACAGUCAACGAUCAGUUCACCUCCAAACUACACAGAGUUAAAAUACAAACAGUGGCUGCUAAGCAAGGCGAGUCGGACCCCGAGAGGAAAGAGACCCGACAGAAGGUGGACGACGACCGCAAGCACGAGAUCGAGGCAGCCAUUGUUCGCAUCAUGAAAUCCAGGAAGAAGAUGCAGCACAACGUCCUGGUGGCCGAGGUGACCCAGCAGCUGCGAUCCCGCUUCCUCCCCAGCCCCGUGGUCAUCAAGAAGCGUAUAGAAGGACUAAUAGAAAGAGAAUACCUGGCACGGACGCCGGAGGACCGCAAAGUCUACACCUACGUUGCAUAGAAGGAGCCGAGUGGUUCAGAGACUGGAGGUGGAUGGAG